This is a messenger RNA of Lolium rigidum, 1151 nucleotides long. RefSeq names its product alpha-ketoglutarate-dependent dioxygenase alkB homolog 6-like. NCBI's taxonomy places the organism in Eukaryota, Viridiplantae, Streptophyta, Magnoliopsida, Poales, Poaceae. The record is from RefSeq and is a predicted model, not a curated record.
AUGUGGCGGCGGACGAGAAGGAGAUUCUGUCGUCGGCGUUGUCCCUGAGGAGCCCCUCGGACUACGCCAUCGGCUCCAUCCCCACCGUUCUCUACGUCCCCGACUUCAUCUCCCAGGCUGAGCAGUCCCAGCUCCUCCAUCAUAUUUACCAGGCGCCGGCGCCCAAGUGGAAGACUUUGAAGAACCGGCGGCUGCAGAACUGGGGAGGAGUGGUGCACGAGAAGGGGCUACUGCCGCAGGCAUUACCUCCAUGGCUGACAAAGAUAACCGACAAAAUCUGCCAGUGGACUGGUUUAUUUCCUUCAGCAAUCAAUCAUGUUCUGAUUAAUGAAUAUCAUCCUAAUCAAGGGAUCAUGCCACACCAAGAUGGUCCUGCCUAUUUCCCUGUUGUUGCUAUCAUAUCCCUUGCUUCGCCGGUUGUGAUUGAUUUCACACCCCAUGGAAAGCUCAGAGGGCAUGAAGAUACAUAUCUCCAGACUGUACAAUCCGAUGAAUUGCAGGAGAGUAAUGGUUCCUAUAAGGUUGAAGACACUAAAGAAGCCAAUCCUGCUUCUUUGUCACUUCUACUAAUGCCCUCCAGCCUGUUAAUAUUCAAAGAUCAGGCUUAUACAGACUUUCUCCACGGUAUACAAGAUAAUGAGCUACAUAUUCUAGACAAGGUAAAACAUUUUUCCCUGCAAAUCACUCCAAAUGUAAAUGAUGCAGAUAGUUAAUGUAGCUCUGAUUACGUUCUACAGGUUGCAAAUAUCUCACAGUGCCCACAAUUCAAGAAUCAAAACUCUGAUUACAGAAAAGGUAAAGCAGAUGCUGACUCUGAGCUAACUGGCACCUUCCAGCGGACGAUGACAAGAGUCUCGUUGACGUGCCGGCUAGUGCUGAAAGUACACAAUAAGCUAUUCAAGUUCUAGUAUCCAUACGGCCUGCUUACAUCAGCAUGGACGGUGGGACAACAGUGAGAAACAGUUGUAGUAGAUGCAGAGAAGUUGCUAGCAAAUCAGAGGUUAGAGAAAACAGCAUAUUGCCCAUUUUGGAUCGGUUGUCUUUUGGUCGUUUAGCAUGCCAAGAUGUAAAUUACGCUUGCGUCUCGUCGGCAACCAGUGUAUGGGAGGUGCUUGUGCUUGCAAUUUAUACAAGGUCACAUAUGUUUGUUC